CGACAGCGCAUCGCCCAUACCAUUUCCUGCCGAGCGACAAUUAUUCUCGGUGUCGCACAGACUCACCCUUUCAUACGAGGCGCGAAACCCGCAACCUUCAGCCGCCAUACCUCCGAAAUAAUUGCCUCCGCCGCGAUCGCACCUCCGCCUUCCCCACAGUCACGACCAACGCGACUACGAGACCGCCGCAUCUGCCUCUGGCGAUUCAGUACCGCAAAAAGUCAUUUCACGAUACACAUCAGUCGAAAACACGCGGCAAACAGUUUCACGGGUUACAACAACGCGCUAGGGCACAAGCACGACGCGCUCACCAACUACUGCAUGAGAGAGCCUCCGCGGCUGCUACCACUCGCGCAACCAAUGUUCUAGGGCCUAUACCACUCGGACUGCGACAGUGGCUUACUUUGCCUCCAAGGUGGCCUCUGCCGUCAACUUCGCAAUGGCGGAAAUCAUGGGCCAAGCCGCGGCCAAUACCGACCCAGACGACAUCGAUGCGGAUGGCGAAUAUGAAAUGGACGAUAUAGAGUACGCACCUGGCCCGGCUAUCGAGAAUAUGCCCGAUGCUGAAGGUCAUACAACAGACGCUGAGGGCUCAGACAUGGAUGCCGAGGGCGAGGAUGUGGAUGCCGAAGGCGAAGAUGUGGAUGCAGAGGGUGAAGAUGUGGACGACGACGAGGACGAAGCUGAGCCUGUUGGCGCUGUCAAGAUCGCAUUGCGUCGACCCAGGUCCGACGAUGAGGAAGAGGACUAUGACGGCGACGAUGUCGCAAGGGAAUCCUCCGAUGCUAAGUCCAGCGACAGCGACGAGUCAAGUAACCUUGAUUCCGAAGAAGAAAACCAAUGGCAGGAGAGCGAUGGUGGUGAAGAGGAUGAAAUUAUCAAGUCGAACAACCCCAACGUGUGCAUAUACUGCAAAUUAGACGAGGACAACGACCCCAGCCCGGAAUUCGAGGAAUACCUCUCUUGCGCCCAGUGCGGAGACAAUGCACAUCGGCAAUGCGCCCGUGACGCUAAUACGCUUAGUCCCGAUGACGAUGCAAAGCUUUGGCGCUGCGAGGAAUGUAUCAACAACUUCCCAACGGAAGCAGAAGAAGAGGCUGACGAGCCUUCUACUCGUCGGAGACGUUCGUCUUUGAACAAAUUGACCAAGGAGUUGCUCCCUUCACAUCGUGGGGUCGAUCCCGAAGGACAUUCAAUCUUCAAAGAGCUAAUUCUUCCCGACGAGCCAGCAGAUGGACUACGUUCGCUUCGCAAACGCAAGACUUCGCAGGAAGAGGAAGCGCCGAUUCCGUCGAGGCAAACACGGAAGAAGCGGAGACCUUCCGAAGCAUCCAACUCAGAUGCGGCGCCAUCAGUGCCUGCAGUCUCACCCCGGCCACCUUCAAGAAGCGUACGAAGUGCUCGUAGCGUCAUGACGGAUGGUCACGAAAGUGGAGGCGAGGCAGAGCACACUGGUUCAGAUCGAGAGGCAGGGCGCUUACGACCAGCGCGAGCACGUCGUGGUCAGCCUAAGAGGACUGACAAACGACCACUCGCAUGGAUCGAAGAGGCUCAACCUGGGAGCCUGAUUAUCGCUUUCCAUCUCAACAACGAGAAAGUCCAGAAGAUUGUCACCGCCAAGCCCAAAGUGAAGACACUCACGCGCGAGCAAGAGCGACAGGAGAGGCGGCGCGAGAGGGAUAGAGAACGUCGCGAAAGAAAUCGUCGAGCUGCACAGGCUGCACGAGAAUCCUCAGAGGUCUUGCAUUACCCAACAAUACACAUUCAAAAUGCCACUCCGUUCGCAGGCUUCACCGACAGGGAGCCAGACGAGGUCAAGAGCAAGCCCUACGGUGGUGUACUUUCAGAAGCCGAUGCCGAUACAUCCAAGACCUAUCCUUCGCCCGCCGACCGGAAGCGGUUCGACGAUGCUCGUAUCAAGGCUGAAGAAGAAUGGAAAGUGAAGCAGGCCGCACUUUACCCGCCCGAACCACUCCGGUCGCACAAGCAAGCAACCACGGCGAGCAAGAUCAAAUGCGUCAAUUUCGGUGGCUGGGAGAUCGACACCUGGCACGCUGCGCCAUAUCCCGAAGAGUACAGCAAGAAUCGGGUGCUUUACAUAUGCGAGUUCUGUCUCAAGUACAUGAACUCGGAUUAUGUGGCAUGGCGGCAUAAGCUUAAAUGUCCAGCGAAGCACCCUCCUGGCGACGAGAUUUACCGCGACGGCAAGUACUCUUUCUUCGAAGUCGAUGGCCGAAAGAAUCCAGUGUACUGCCAGAAUCUCUGUUUGCUCGCCAAGUUGUUCCUCGGUUCCAAGACGCUAUACUACGAUGUCGAGCCCUUCUUAUUCUACGUCAUGACAGAAAAUGACAACUUCGGGUGUCAUUUCGUCGGCUACUUUUCGAAAGAGAAACGGCCCAGCUCGCUCAACAACGUUUCUUGUAUUCUCGUACUUCCCAUUCACAUGCGCAAAGGCUACGGACAGUACCUGAUCGAGUUCUCCUACCUCUUGACCCGCGUGGAGAGAAAGACUGGAAGCCCCGAGAAACCUCUCAGUGACAUGGGUUUGGUAAGUUAUCGGAAAUACUGGCGGCUUGUCCUGUGUGAGGAACUACUCCAACAAAAGGCUGCGAUCAGCAUAUCGGCCAUAUCAGAUCGCACCGGCAUGACACCUGAUGACAUUGUAUCAGCAUUGGAAGGCCUACGAGCUCUCGUGCGCGACCCUGUCACGAAGAAGUACGCGCUGCGACUAGAUCUGAACUACUUCAAGUCAUACAUUGAGAAAUGCAAUGCAGCAGGCAACCCAAAGAUCAACCCAGACUGUCUGAUAUGGACACCGUACGUCAUGGGCCGUUUAGGUCAAUACGAAGAUGGACCAGCCUUGCAGACAGUGCAACAGCGCGACGAAAUCGAAGAAGAAGACAAGCCCGCACCCGAAGAAGGUGUACAAAUGGCAGCAGCAAAAGCCAACGGUACAGGCGAUGAAGCAGACGGCCCCCACCCCGCCGAAGACUCCAUCAACGGCGGCUCACCAGCCCCUGGCACACCCCUCGCAAACGGCUCCACCGUCGCACUCGCCGGCUCCCACAUGGACGAACCCGCAAUCCCACCCUCGCGCUACGAAAUCUUCCCACCCAUUCCAGGGCAACCUGCGCAGCGCCGCCGACCCGGUCGCCCCUUUGGCUCCCGCCGACGUACCAGCACUCCCAACCGCAUCCGCAACACCUCCCUCUCCAUUCACACAGCCCCUGUAUCCAAAAUCCAACUCUCGCCCAGCCGCGGCGCAAAAGCCCUCAUGUCGCCCUCCGCGAACGGCGCCCUCACACCAGGUACUAUCUCCCUCCGGCGUACACGCAGCCGCCUCGGCGAAAGCGUCACAAACGGGGACGAUGUCUCAGACGGCGGCGCUGUUAAAGCUGUUGUUGUUAAUGGGAGGAGGAGCACAAGAAGCUCUGCUAGCUCGAGGGGUAGCAUUGACUUCAAGGGGAAAGGCAAAGCGUUGCCGAUUGAAGAGGAACAGGAGCAUGAUGAGGAUAUUGAUGCCGAUGGCGAUUAUGAUGAGGAAGAGGGGGAUAUGGAUGUUGAUGCUGAGGGGGAGGAGGAUGAUGAUAUUAUCAUGCAAGACGCGUGAUUAUUGUCGUUGAACACCUUUUGUUCUCUUCUCUUCGACCACGUCUUGUAAUACUUUGGUGUCGGUGUUGAUGUUCAUCUGGGCUCUAAAGGCGCGGGUCUGAUAUGACACCGAACCUCCUUUUCUCUAUUCUCUUUUUUUUUUAUCGAUCUCAGCGCGGAGAAAUAGGGUUUCGCUUCUUUGUAGUAUCACAGUUGUGCGCAGGUUGGGAAUUUUGGUGUAUAUGCAUUACGGAGAUACCUUGGGACAGCGAAUGGGAGGACGAAGGGAGGCGUUAAUCAACAUAUCAAUUUUAACUCUGGAGAUGUCUCUUCUUUCGACUUCUUUUGUUAGUGAUGUGUGGGUAUGACGUUUUUGAGGUGGUGUUUG
Messenger RNA from Alternaria rosae, 3979 nucleotides. RefSeq lists its product as uncharacterized. The record is from RefSeq and is a predicted model, not a curated record. Lineage: Eukaryota; Fungi; Ascomycota; Dothideomycetes; Pleosporales; Pleosporaceae. Gene Ontology annotation, molecular function: histone acetyltransferase activity. Gene Ontology annotation, biological process: regulation of DNA-templated transcription. The transcript has 5 exons. The coding region runs from base 440 to 3610 and encodes 1056 amino acids.